CAAGAAACGGAGCAACUGAUGACGGCUGAAGCGAUGCUCUCAGCUCCCUUCUGCCUGAUUUAUUGUGGAGGUUCCUGGAGCUGAAUGGAGAAACAGAGAAGCGUGUGUGUACUGUACUUUGGGUAAAGUGAGAAAAACGGACGGAUCUACAAGGGGAAAUAAAAAGAAAGCAGCAUGAGUGAAGUAUAGAGGAGUUGGAAUAGCAACAUCUAACAAGAGUCAGAUGACUCCUCUUAGACAGAGAAGGCGGUAGAAAGGGGUUGGAGAAGGGAGGUCGUGUUUACAGAGUGCAGACAGAGAAGUGUGUUUCUUUUUCUCUCAGGAAGCAGGUGUGACUGCGCCUCCUCUUAGUGUGUCAGUAACACUCAGCGCACACGCAAAGGAUUGCUCCAGUGCCAGAAGCCGAGAGAGACAGAGCAGUGUUGGAAGGCAGCUUGUUCACUGGACAGAAAAUCAGCUUGCAUGACAUAACAGAACAGACAAAAAGACUCCGCAAGGACGACAAAGAGACUGAAUUGUACCAGAAAUUGUCCAUCAGCCAACGUCCAUCAGAAUGUCCUCAAACGAGCUGAGCGCCCCAGACCCGGAGCCCUGCAUCCGCACCUUCAAGGAGCACAUGCGACUGGAACUGGAGCCCCCCAGACUAGUCACAUCUCCCAAAGUGUCCCCACGCAGCUCCCCGCGGCUCUUCCGCAGACUCAUGGUCAACAAGGGUAGCCGCCACCGACGGCGCUUCACAGUCGCACACACUUGUUUCGAUGUGGAGAAUGGGCCGUCUGCAGGAUGCAGUCCUUUGGAUCCACAGGCUUCCCCUGGUUCAGGGCUUAUCCUGCAUCCCAACUUCUCCCAACCCGGACACAACCAGCGGCGGGAAUCAUUCCUGUACCGCUCAGACAGCGACUACGACCUUUCACCCAAGUCCAUGUCCCGCAACUCCUCUGUCGCCUCCGAGCUGCAUGGGGAUGACCUCAUCGUCACGCCUUUCGCCCAGGUUUUGGCAAGCCUUCGAAGUGUCAGAAACAAUUUCACAGUGCUGACUAAUGUACAGUGUACAUCAAACAAGAGAUCACCGGCCACAACGCAGCCGCCCCUCACCAGAGUCUGCCUGUCUGACGAUUCGUACCAGAAGCUGGCUGUGGAGACCAUGGAGGAGCUGGACUGGUGCCUGGAUCAGCUCGAGACCAUCCAGACCUAUAGGUCCGUCAGCGACAUGGCCUCCAACAAGUUCAAGAGAAUGCUGAACAGGGAGCUGACGCACCUUUCUGAGAUGAGCAGAUCUGGCAACCAGGUGUCAGAGUUCAUCUCCAACACCUUUCUAGACAAACAGAAUGAGGUGGAGAUACCGCCGCCCACACCGAAGGCACGGGAGAAGAAGAAGAAGCAGCAGCUGAUGACUCAGAUCAGCGGGGUGAAGAAGGUGUCCCACGGGCCCAGCCUCAACAGCGGCAUCACCCGCUUUGGUGUCAAAACCGACAAGGAAGAGCUGCUGUCUAAGGAAUUAGAAGAUCUCAACAAGUGGGGCCUGAAUAUCUUCACCGUGUCUGAAUAUUCCAACAAUCGCCCUCUCACGUGCAUCAUGUAUGCCAUCUUCCAGGAACGAGACUUGCUCAAGACGUUUAAGAUCCCGACAGACACGUUUGUGACGUAUAUGAUGACGCUGGAGGAUCACUACCACUUGGAUGUAGCCUACCACAACAGUCUUCAUGCUGCUGAUGUGGCCCAGUCCACACAUAUACUCCUCUCCACACCUGCACUAGAUGCCGUCUUUACUGAUCUGGAGAUCCUGGCUGCCAUUUUUGCAGCCGCCAUCCAUGAUGUAGAUCAUCCAGGUGUUUCCAACCAGUUCCUCAUCAACACAAACUCUGAGCUGGCUCUCAUGUAUAAUGAUGAGUCGGUGCUGGAGAACCACCACUUAGCUGUAGGCUUCAAACUGCUCCAGGAGGAGAACUGUGACAUCUUCCAGAACCUCACAAAGAAACAGAGGCAAUCACUCAGGAAGAUGGUCAUUGACAUGGUACUUGCCACAGAUAUGUCUAAACACAUGAGCUUACUAGCCGAUCUGAAGACAAUGGUUGAGACAAAGAAGGUUACCAGUUCAGGGGUUCUGCUUCUAGACAACUACACUGACAGGAUACAGGUUCUUCGAAAUAUGGUGCACUGUGCUGACCUGAGCAACCCCACCAAGUCUCUGGAGUUGUAUCGCCAGUGGACAGACCGCAUCAUGGAGGAGUUCUUCCACCAGGGUGACCGUGAGAGAGAACGUGGCAUGGAGAUCAGCCCCAUGUGUGACAAACACACUGCUUCUGUGGAAAAAUCACAGGUUGGUUUUAUUGACUACAUUGUCCAUCCGCUGUGGGAGACGUGGGCCGACCUGGUCCACCCUGACGCGCAGGACAUCCUUGACACACUGGAGGACAAUCGGAACUGGUACCAGAGCAUGAUUCCUCAGAGUCCCUCACCACCCUUCUACCAGCCUGAAAAAGAGGGGCACGGUGGAGGACCUGUGGCUGACAAGUUCCAGUUUGAGCUCACGCUGGAGGAAGAGGACUCAGAAGGCACAGAAAAAGAUGAACAGAGUCAGGGAGAUGAGGAGGAAGAGGAGGAAGAAGAAGCAGAGGAGGAAGAUCGAGAGGAGGAGAUGGAGCCGGUUACCACACACAUCCAGAUCGUAACUGAAGACGCCUCACCAGUGGAUACAUAGAACCUUUUAGCCCAUUUUAAUGGCUAGUAACCAUUUCUUUCCCUCGCAAUCUGGCAGUUGAUGCUUUUUAACAAAGCCCAGAGAGAGAGUGGUUUUUUUGGCCCUCUUGGGAGGCGCAUGACUGGCCCUCCUUGCACUUAGGUUUUGGAGCCAGUUAGGUUGGAGCUCUCAGGAAAUAAAUGCUGCAGACAUUUUUUUUUUGGAGCUGAAUGACUGACGGUUGACUCUGAGAUACAGAAGAAUUGGGGCCAAUCAUAGACUUGUGUUUGUCUAGUGGACGAACAUUUGCGGAGUUGACACUACUGAGAGAUUUUUUGUACCAAGUAAAAUUUUUUCUAAAGCUAUCGGGAUUAGUCGGGGUAGCAUACGAACUACUGAUGAACAAGUAUUUGUAAAGAAAGAAACUGUUUACUUUUCUGUACCAUUUGUCUAAAGACUUUGUGUGCCUUUUUUACUAUUGUCUUUUUAAUGGUCUUUUUUAUUUAUUGAACUCACUUUAGUAUAACUGUACAUGGAAUUUUUUUUUUUUCUAAAAGCAAACCAGACAGCUUACACGCAGAGUCCUUUUCUAUAAACCGAAGAGAAAACUCAGUGUCUUCCUUUAUAUUUGGCAAUAGAACGAAAUAAUCCAAAUGUCUGAAAUGUAUAUUCCAGUCAAAGAUGCACUUUGUCAGUUUUUUUAUACUCGUCCACUUCUUUUGGUCUUGUUUAGUUGUAAAUUUGCUACGAGCUCAUUUUGUAUGUACACACAAUUCACAAUAAGCAUUUAAAGCAUAAUGACAAUUCGAAACUUGGCAAAUCAAAAUCGAAUGCACUUACGCAAAGAUUACAGAGCUCCUAAAUAUACCCAUUGGAUAUAAGCAAACUGAAUUAAGCUGUAUUUAUAUUCGAAUCCCUUCUGCCUCCCACUUCCCAGAGUUCACUUUUAGAAAACAAGGUCAAAUAUUUCCUUCAGCUUCCAUUCAUUAAUGUCAGAUCUCACAGUAAGCAUUUCUCACAGAAUUUCACACAGUAUAAUGCUGUCAUGGUUUAAUUUGUGAAUCUCACUUGAAAAACCAACCAUUAUUUAAAAAAAGCAAAAAUAAAAUCUAGCUUUAAAUAUUUAAACCCAAAUAAAAAAAAAAACUACUUUACACCUGCAUUAGACCAUUCGAUUAGCCCACAUUAUACAUGUUACUGUCCUCUUUAUUACCAGUACAUAUAUUUUAUGGCCAAAGUAGUGUGUAUGUGAGUGAGUGUGUGUGUGUGUGUGUGUGUGUGUGUGUGUGUGUGUGUGUGUGUGUGUGUAUGAGAGCGCACUUCUUUCACUUCUAUCAUCUACCCAUGCUAUUUUUACACACCUCCUCUGUUUGGUUUGUUUAUCUUAGCUGAAGUCGGUCCUUUGCUGUUUAUAACAGUGUAUUUAUUACCUUUGUAAAUACGGAAUGAUGUUUCUUUGUAAAUUUAUUUUUAAUUUAUAUGCACUUGCAUUACCGAAAUUUGGUGGUGUUUUUUGUGUAGUGGGCUCUUGAAUUGAGUCUGUUAUAUUUUGUAAUAUUGUUUUUUUGUUUUUGUUUGUUUGUUUGUUUUAAAUAUUGCUGAAUAAAUAUAUAUAUUAUACUAUAUAUGCUAUAUAAAUAUAUCACACAAUAUACAACUGCCCAGAAAAGUAGCUUAAAGACACACAACCCAUUGGUUAAGGGGAGCGCCUGUAGAUAAGACACACGAACAUACUGUAGACAUCCGUCAGGCAUUAGAAGCUUUGUGUAUCACUGUUUGGUGCAACAUUGAAAAUUUGAUACCACGAGAUCACAGAUAAAAUGGCACUCGGCUCGAAACCUCUGCAGAUUUUUGAAUGCAGAUUGCUAAGAAAGGCUCAGAAUUAUUUAUACAAUGCUGGACUCUUACACCACACAUAUUGGUCACAAAUAUCACAAUCUCUGAACACCAAUGUGAAACUGAUUAAUUACACAAAAAAAAAUGUGAUCUUCUGUAAUUAUUUGUGCUAAUGUGAACUAUUUUUCUGACCUUGUUAGCAGUUUUGAAAUUCAAUUUGUCACUAUAACUUUGUUAAUCUAUGUUUAAGAUCUUUUGGUCCAAUUUGUGUCCAAAAGGAUUAGUCAGAGUUAGUAAUAUCUGCAUGAGGGAUGGUUUUUCGUCUAGUAAUCCCACAUUGUUGCAGGUGAAUAUUUAAUGUUUCACACAAUGUAUGGUAUAAUAUUGUAUAUUGUGUUCAAUAAAAUCUAAAACUACUUUUCUAUGAAGUGAUUAAAAAUGACGCAUGAAUAUA
Messenger RNA from Tachysurus fulvidraco (yellow catfish), 4970 nucleotides. It is a transcript of the gene pde4ba, whose product is annotated as phosphodiesterase 4B, cAMP-specific a. Gene Ontology annotation, molecular function: transmembrane transporter binding; 3',5'-cyclic-AMP phosphodiesterase activity. Gene Ontology annotation, biological process: signal transduction. The transcript has 15 exons. The record is from RefSeq and is a predicted model, not a curated record. Gene Ontology annotation, cellular component: cytosol; nucleus; perinuclear region of cytoplasm. Lineage: Eukaryota; Metazoa; Chordata; Actinopteri; Siluriformes; Bagridae. Bases 554 to 2701 code for a protein of 715 amino acids.